This is a messenger RNA of Symbiodinium necroappetens, 3060 nucleotides long. NCBI's taxonomy places the organism in Eukaryota, Dinophyceae, Suessiales, Symbiodiniaceae. The record is from the annotation of a GenBank genome assembly.
GCCGCUUUGUCGCCGUCGCGGACGAACGCGGACGAGUCGCUGUCCACGCUGAACUAUGCCAAGCGCGCGAAGACCAUCAAGGUGAACGCCACGAAGAACGACGAGGCGGAGCAGAUUGCGAAGCUCGAGGAGGAAGUGGAGGCCUUGCGCCUCAAGCUGGCGGAGCAAGCCUCGGGCCUCGCGGACACCAGUCGCUACGAGACGCAGCUCCAGGAGAUGGAGAGCUUCAUGAAGCAGACCUGGGAGGACAAGGAAAGGCAGUCCUUGGAGCACGAGGAGGAAAGGAAGCGCCUGGAACAGGAGGCCCAGCGCACCGUGGAGCGCCUGCACGAGGAGCGGAAGCGGCGCCUGCGGCUCCUCGAGGAGAAGGGCGACCUGGAGCUGACGGUGCAGGAGCUGAAGCAACUGCAAGGCGGCGAGCUCUGGACGCCCUGCACCUCCGGCUGGCCCUCUCAGAUCUCGCGGCUGCUGUCGCUGGAGAACCGCGUCACUGCGCAGUGCCGAGCCUGCUGCCUGCUGAAGGAAGCGGUCUGCAACGACGUGGAGCACUGGUGCGAGAAGCGGCGCCAGGUGCAGGACGGGGGCAAGGAAGAAGAUGGCGGUGCCGGGCUCCGAAUGCUCCUGCAGCAGGCUGAGCGGAAGGUGGGCACUAUGAUGCGCGAGUUUGAGUCCCUGGCGAAGCACGAGCAGGAGCUCGCCACAGAGGUGGCGCUCUGGAUGCCCCAGGUGCAGAGGGUGGUUUCCGGGAUCGCACACGCCGAAAGCUCCGAAGAGAAGGAGGAGAAGAGCGAGGAGCCUGGCGCCAGCAACGAGGUCUCCGAGGAUUACCAGGAGGUCCUGGGUCUGGUCCUUCGUCAGCUGGACAGCCGGCGCAUGAAGGUUUGGGGCCAGAUCGCGGAGGACCACAAAGCGCUCGGAGACUUCGUCGGCCAGUUUCAGGCCUUGGUGGACUGCAGCCGUGCCCUAGGCGCGGAGGUGGAGGAGCUGGAAGAGGAGACCAGGCUCGAGCUGGAAGUUGGAGGCUCCUCCGGCUCCCGCGCGCGGCCGCCCGCUCCCCUCCACGGCGACGAGGUUUCCGCGGCACUGUCUGUGCCUCUGGGCCUCGCCACGGAGGACUUGCCGGAUACCAGCAUUUCCGCCAGCUCCAACCAACAGGCCUGCACGUCUGUCCGACUCUUCAGUGGGGUGAACCGCAUGAAGUGCGCCUUUAGUGGCUGGAGUCCGGUGGAAGACGCUACCUCGGAGUACCUGCAGGUGGAUCUGGGCAAGCCCACCUGGGUCAGCAGCUUGGCCCUGCAAGGCCGAAGGCCGCUGAGCGGCGACUGGGAGGCGACCAGGCCCUUGCUGGCAGAGCUCCUGGAUCCUGGAGAUCCGCUGCCUCCCAGCCGGAUCUUCAAGCGCCCGCCCGUCCGCCUGAUCCACGACAUCGUCGUGGCGGCUCAUGUCCGGCACCAGGCGCUGGCCGCUGGGAAGCCGGACUUCUCCUCGGAGCAGCUGGACUACAAGCAGCUUCAGAAUGCCGACCGUCAAGCAAAGGUCGACUUCUUCGAACUGCUGCUUGCAAAGGCGGGGCACGCCGUGAAGGCUGCGGGACUGCAAGACAAGGUUCCUCCAUUGAAAGUCAGCCCAUCGGACAUCUUGGGCGGCAAGAACACCGUCGAGAGCAAUCGGCUCUUGCAGCUGCUCUGCUACCUCGGCCUGAGGAAGAAGCUGGAAGGAUCCUCCUACGGAGGGUUGCUGGAUGUCUCUGACCAGUGGGCAACAAAGUUCACGGUCUCCUGGAGCGAGAAGGGUCAAGACUGGGCGCCGCUGACAACACCCAGCGAAAGCCAAGCCUUCGUCUUUGAGGGUUGCAGCGAUGCAGAGACCGCUGUUCUUUUCGAAGUGCUGCCUGUUGAGAUUUCAAGCAGUGACGCAAAGUCAGCUCACCGACCCACUGCAGCAGUCAUUCUCGAGUCGUCCAAAGCUUUACGCUGCAGGCUUCACCCACAGAAGGGCAUGGCCUGGACUCCCUUCACGGUGGAUCCACAACACCGCAUCUGUGCCUGGGUGCUGUUGUGUGUCUUGUACCUCAUUCCCAUCUCGUUCUAUGGCUACAAGACUUGGUCGACCCUGCAGAGCGAUGCUCCAUCGGUGCAGACAUCAAUAGGGGCAUUUGGACACCUGCCUUUCAUCUACUAUUGCAUCCCGAAAAACAUGUUCGACAAUCACAAGACCCAGACUGCAACGAACAACAAGAUUGGGCUUGUAAAGCCCAAACAAGUCGUGGCGUUCGAUCACAAGCUCGAUUUGGAGAACCCCAGCAUUCGGGGAUGCGAGUUCGACGGAACUCAGCAGGCCAAUCGGAAGCCAUUCAUCUACGGCCUCUCCAAGGGAGCGCCUGGAACGGAGUUAUGUUUUCUUCUCAAUGCUACGGAAAUGCAAGUAGUGAAGAAGGCCUCGAUCAGGGUGGAGUUGGUCUUGACUGGAGUAAAUGGCUCCAAGCCAGCAGACCAGCUCUUGCUUCUCGUCCGUGAACCGGAUGGAAGCCUUCAGGCAGCAGGUUCCUGGGCACCAGGCAUGACGGUCAGGACUCUCGAGAAGAAGAGGGAAGGAUCGAUGGGAGGCGAGCAUGCUUCUUUCAAAGAUGAGAUUCUUGAUGCCAUUGUCCAGUUCUUCUCUCCGAGGUUCAAGAAUGUCUACACGACUGAGCUUGUGUCCCAGUGGCAAGAUGAGGAAGAAGAGACAAGCACUCUGCGACAGAAGUUCACAGCUAAGAAAUACAACGUGAGCAAGGCCGUGCUUGACUUGCUUUUUCCGCGCAAGCAAUACUACAAGAUGACUUUACAAAUCAACUCGGAGCAUGUCGUCCAAGAGAUGGAAGUCGGCCGCGUCCCACAGCUGGUGUUCUUGCUGACAGGACUUGGCGGCUACAUUUCUGUGGUGACCAGCAUUCUUCAUGUAAUCUUCGUGAAGCGUUUCCCUGCUAGCCGAGUGGUGGAAACCUAUGAUGCAACAACGCCAUUUUGGGGUGAGCAAUCUGCCGGUGAGCUCGCUGUGGAAGGCCGUGCCGGCGAGUAG